AUGGCAACCAUCGGGGAAUUCGAUCCACUCAACACGAGAGUCCCCGCAACUAAAAUAGAAGUUACCGUCUCGUGCCGGAGUCUUCUGGAUGUGGAUACAUUCUCUAAAUCUGAUCCUGUGGUGGUUCUGUAUUUGCAGGCUAUAGGAACCAAAGAGUGGAGAGAGACUGGCCGGACUGAGGUGAUUGAUAAUACCAGGAAUCCUGAUUUUGUCAGGAAGUUUGUCUUGGAUUUCUUCUUUGAAGAAAAACAAAAUCUAAGGUUUGAUGUGUAUAAUGUGGACUCCAGAAGCUGUAACAUUUCCAAACACAAGGAUUUUUUGGGCCAGACGUUUUGCACCCUUGGAGAAAUCAUUGGCUCCACAGGAGGACGGCUGGAGCGAACGCUCUCUGGGAUUCCAGGAAAGAAAUGUGGUGUCAUUAUCUUAACAGCUGAGGAGCUCAGCAACUGCAGGGAUAUUGCUACCAUGCAGUUGUGUGCCAACAAGCUGGAUAAGAAAGACUUUUUUGGCAAGUCAGACCCCUUCUUGGUUUUCUAUCGCAGCAACGAAGAUGGAACAUUCACCAUCUGCCAUAAAACAGAAGUGAUCAAGAACACACUAAACCCUGUGUGGCAGCCCUUCACCAUCCCUGUUAGAGCUCUCUGCAACGGUGACUAUGACAGGACUGUAAAAAUAGAUGUCUAUGACUGGGAUCGAGAUGGAAGCCAUGACUUUAUAGGCGAGUUCACCACAAGCUACAGAGAGCUCUCUCGGGGACAGAACCAGUUCAACGUCUAUGAGGUUUUAAAUCCAAAGAAAAAGGGCAAAAAGAAGAAGUACAUCAAUUCAGGAACUGUAACUCUGCUGUCCUUCAAAGUGGAGUCUGAGUACACCUUUGUGGAUUUCAUCCGAGGAGGGACACAGCUGAACUUCACUGUUGCCAUAGACUUUACAGCAUCAAAUGGUAAUCCAUCUCAACCCACCUCGCUCCACUAUAUGAGCCCCUACCAGAUGAACGCAUAUGCCAUGGCCCUGAAAGCAGUGGGUGAGAUCAUCCAGGACUAUGACAGUGACAAGCUCUUUCCUGCCUAUGGCUUUGGAGCUAAAAUGCCCCCUGAUGGCAAAAUCUCUCACGCGUUCCCACUGGGUGGCAACAGUGAUAAUCCAAACUGUGUAGGCAUCGACGGGGUUAUGGAGGCCUACUUCCAGUGCCUAAGAACAGUGCAGCUGUAUGGCCCGACCAACUUUGCACCCGUUAUCAACAAAGUGGCGAACUGUGCAUCAGAGAUAACAGAUGGCUCUCAGUACUUUGUCCUGUUGAUGAUCACAGAUGGAGUCAUAUCUGACAUGGUCCAAACCAAAGAGGCCGUGGUCAAUGCUGCAUCACUCCCGCUGUCUAUAAUCAUCGUUGGUGUAGGGCCUGCUGAGUUUGAUGCAAUGGAAGAGUUGGAUGGAGAUGAAGUGAGAGUAUCCUCUCGAGGGCGCCUCGCCGAGAGAGACAUUGUACAGUUCGUUCCAUUCCGAGACUACGUAGACAGGUCUGGGAAUCAAGUCCUCAGUAUGGCACGUCUGGCUAAGGAUGUCCUCGCUGAGAUCCCAGACCAGCUGCUGUCCUUCAUGAAGAGUCGAGGAAUUGAACCUCGCCCGGCUAUCUCUUCCUCACCACUUCCAUAA
Nerophis lumbriciformis (worm pipefish) is the source of this 1653-nucleotide messenger RNA. The record is from RefSeq and is a predicted model, not a curated record. NCBI's taxonomy places the organism in Eukaryota, Metazoa, Chordata, Actinopteri, Syngnathiformes, Syngnathidae.